Adineta steineri is the source of this 1008-nucleotide messenger RNA. Lineage: Eukaryota; Metazoa; Rotifera; Eurotatoria; Adinetida; Adinetidae. The record is from the annotation of a GenBank genome assembly.
AUGUCUAAACAAGCUUUCGAAGAAGCAAAUGAAGCAUUUGUUGAUGAAAAAUAUCAACAAGCAUAUGAACUUUAUACAAAAGCACUUAAUGGUGAUGAUAAAACUGAUAAUCGAUAUACUUCUAAAAUUUUUGCAUCACGUGCUCAAUGUUCAUUAAAAUUAAAUAAUUAUUCUGAUGCACUGAACGAUAGUAAUGAUGCACUUCAAUUAGAUGAAAUGAAUAUCAAAGCAUAUCUUCGCAAAGGUGUAUCAUUAUAUCAUCAAAAUAUAAAAGAACAAGCUUUACAAGUAUUUAUUCGUGGUCUUGAAUUCGAUGCUACAAAUGAACAAUUGAAAAUAUGGCAUGAUAAAUGUGAAAAAGAAUUAUCAGAAAAUAAAUCUGUUAAUGCUAUUGUACCACAACAAAUAAAAAUCAAGCAUUCAUUCUAUCAAACAGAUAGUACUGUAAAUAUUCAGAUUCCAAUAAAAGGUCUUAAAAAAGAUCAAGUUCAUAUUGAAUCAACUGAUUCAACUUUGAAAGUUAGCACAAAAAUACCUGCUUCUGGUCAUGAUUAUUUACUUGAAAUUGAACUUGCUUAUUCAAUUGAUUCAUCUCGUACAAGCUUCAAUGUUACGAAUACAAAUAUCGAGAUAAAAUUAUACAAACGACAAGCUAUACAAUGGAUGUCAUUAGAUGCUCAAUCAACAAAAGUUAAAGCUCAACCACCUGUUCCAAUGAGUGGACCAUUAGUUGAAAAAACACCAAGUUAUCCAUCAUCAAGUCAACGUGCUAAGAAUUGGGAUAAAGUUGAAGCUGAAAUAAAAAAAGAUGAAAAAGAAAAUAAAGAUGAUAUGGGUGAUGCCAAUGCUAUUUUUCAAAGACUUUAUAAAGAUAGUGAUGAAAAGACACGUCGUGCAAUGAAUAAAUCAAUGUAUGAAUCGGGUGGUACAUGUUUAAAUAUGAAUUGGGAAGAAGUAUCAAAAGGUCGAGUUACUUGUGAACCACCAGAUGUAAAUUUAAAUAUUUGA